AUGUCCUCCUCCAAAGGAAAGCAAGAACUCAAAGUUUCAGUCCUCAAAGGCCAGGAAGCUGAGAAUGCAGUCCUUGAAUACCUUAAAAGAAUGAAUCGACCGUAUGGCGCUGUAGAUGUUGCUGCUAACUUGAAGGGUGCCGUUCCAAAGACCGCUGUACAAAAAAUUCUCGUCGCAUUGGCAGAAAAAGGCGAAUUGGUCCAGAAAAUCUACGGCAAGACGACAUUCUUCGUCUAUAAUCAAGCCAAAAUCGAAUGUCUUUCUCCUGAACGCAUUAACGAAUUAAAGAAGGAACUUGCUGCAAUCGAUGACCAGAUCCAAGCUUCAUCCAGUGAAAUCAAAUCUUACUCGGCGGAAUUAGCCAAGAUCAAAGCAACACCAACUAACAAUGAACUCACCUCGCAAAUAGAGGCGACUAAAUCGAGGAUUUUGAAAGUCAACAGCACAUUACAACCUCUCCGCUCCGGAGCUCCGCCCAUCACUGCGGAAGAACUCGAAUUCAUAUACGCCGACUGGACUAAGUGGAGAGCGGAAUGGAUCCGACGGAGAAAGGUGUUCAUAACCUUUUGGCAACUGGCUACGGACUCUUUGCCCCCUCAAGAUGCCCAAAUUCUAGAAGAAGAUCUAGGGAUUGAGAAGGAUUCAGCCGAACACGUUGCCCUUGAACAAAGCUCACUGUGCCUGCCCCAAGGGAAUUCUUUGAAGCGAAAACGUCUUUAA
Messenger RNA from Psilocybe cubensis, 720 nucleotides. RefSeq lists its product as uncharacterized. Lineage: Eukaryota; Fungi; Basidiomycota; Agaricomycetes; Agaricales; Agrocybaceae. The record is from RefSeq and is a predicted model, not a curated record. Gene Ontology annotation, cellular component: DNA recombinase auxiliary factor complex; condensed nuclear chromosome. Bases 1 to 720 code for a protein of 239 amino acids. The transcript is spliced from 7 exons. Gene Ontology annotation, molecular function: double-stranded DNA binding; recombinase activator activity. Gene Ontology annotation, biological process: meiotic joint molecule formation; meiotic strand invasion involved in reciprocal meiotic recombination; homologous chromosome pairing at meiosis.